UAGCUCUGCCGGGCAUGGCUUUGGGUGCGACGUCAGCCCUCUCUGGGCCUCAGUUGCCACAUAUGUAAAUCAAGAACAAGAGUGAGCAAGAUGGUGAUUUGGCCUGUCCCCUGUGCAUGAUAAACUUUUUUUGUGGAUCUGGGUGUGUCAAACCAGGACAUGCUAGGAGGAGGGUCUGGUAUCAUAACAGCUCACUGCUGACUUACCCUUAAAGUGUCUCCGUGAAUUGCUAAGGUGGACGGCCUCUGGUGUUUUUUGUUUUGUUUGUUUUGUGACACCUUAAAAACAAACAAGGAAAAACCCUUAGCAGAAUGUAGGAGUUUGCACUUAGCCUUGUUAUAGUCAUCUGGAAGGUAGAGCUUAAUUUUCCCUAAUUUGUCAAGAAGUGAUUUGGGAUUCUUAGUCUGCUGUCUUGUUCGUUAAUAUCCCCUCUGAACUUGAUUUCCUCUUUGAGUUGGAUCAUCGAGUUUUACAUUCCAGGAAGUGCUGAUCAGUAGGACAUCACCCCUCCGAAUGUCACUCUUCCUCCAGAGGGUUUAGUUGUUGAGGUCUGCAUAAAUUUCUCCCUGCCUGCUGAUCAUUUCUCCUAAGUGUCCUGAAGACCCUGGUGACAGGAGAUGGGGCUCGAAAGUGGCUCUCAGCUGCUGUGAGAGGAGCAGAGGUCUGCUUUUCUCCUCCGAUGUAUUUACCCUAAGUUGCUUUGGCCAGGCCCUGGGCCGGUUAGGAUAGGGAAUCGCUCUGGAGUUGUACCUAGUGGAGCUCAUAAUGAGAAGCAGACACGAAACAACCUAAUGCACUCUUAAUUCAGAGCAGUCCUGCUAACUAGGGCUUACUAAUGUGUGGAGAAGCCCCCAUCAGACAAGUUGUAAGGUCUAGGGGAUGAGUAAGUGGGGUCUUGCAGGGGAAGUAGGACCUACAAGGAGAAAAUGAGCAAGGCUCCAUUUCCCUUUCCAGAGUGUGGCAGACACUAAACAGGGGAGGCACACGGUCCAAAGCCCUUUUACUUUCUGAGGAUGGGAAAAUCCUGUCAGAAGCAGAUGGACUGAGCACAAACCACUGGCUGAUUGGCACAGACAAGUGUGUUGAGAGGAUCAACGAGAUGGUGACCACUGCCAAACAGAAGGCUGGAGUGGAUCCUCAGGUACCCCUUCGAAGCCUGGGCCUGUCCCUGAGUGGUGGGGAGCAGGAGGAAUCAGUGAGGCUCCUGAUAGAGGAGUUGAAGGGCCGAUUUCCCCACCUGAGUGAAAGUUACAUAAUCACCACUGAUGCAGCAGGUUCCAUUGCCACAGCUACACCGAAUGGUGGGAUUGUGCUCAUCGCUGGAACCGGCUCCAACUGUAGGCUUGUCAAUCCCAAUGGCUCCGAGAAUGGUUGUGGUGGCUGGGGCCAUAUGAUGGGAGAUGAGGGCUCAGCCUACUGGAUUUCACACCGAGCCAUAAAAAUUGUGUUUGACUCCAUGGACAACCUGGAGGCAGCUCCUCACGAUAUUGGCUAUGUCAAGCAGGCCAUGUUCAACUAUUUCCAGGUGCCAGAUCGGCUAGGAAUCCUCACCCACCUGUAUAGGGACUUUGAUAAAUCCAAGUUUGCUGGGUUUUGCCAGAAAAUUGCAGAAGGUACUGCAGGUGCACAGCAGGGAGAUCUCCUUUCCCGGUACAUCUUCAGGAAGGCUGGGGAGAUACUGGGCAAACAUAUUGUGGCAGUUUUGCCAGUGAUUGACCCGGUCUUGUUCCAAGGGAAGCUUGGCCUCCCCAUUGUGUGUGUGGGCUCAGUGUGGAAGAGCUGGGAGAUGCUGAAGGAAGGCUUUCUCCUGGCACUGACUCAGGGCCGAGAGCUGCAGGCCCAGAAAUCCUUUUCCAGCUUUACCCUGAUGAAGCUACAGCAUUCUUCUGCACUGGGAGGUGCCAGCCUAGGAGCCAAGCACAUUGGAUACCAGCUUCCCCUGGACUAUAGCAUCAAUGCCACUGCCUUCUAUUCCUAUACCUUCUAGGGCCUGCACCCCCUCCCCCAUCCAGCUGACAGUGAGUGUUAGGAGGAGGAGCUUUUUUGUUGUUGUUAAAAACACAUAUGGAAGAAAAUAAAUGCACUUUACCCCCUCCCCAGUA
Peromyscus californicus insignis is the source of this 2102-nucleotide messenger RNA. RefSeq names its product N-acetylglucosamine kinase (gene Nagk). The record is from RefSeq and is a predicted model, not a curated record. NCBI's taxonomy places the organism in Eukaryota, Metazoa, Chordata, Mammalia, Rodentia, Cricetidae. Bases 1100 to 1987 code for a protein of 295 amino acids. Gene Ontology annotation, molecular function: N-acetylglucosamine kinase activity. The transcript is spliced from 10 exons.